AUGACGCCCAGCGCUUACGAUGCGCUUAGCAGCAUUCGGACCAUCAUAAAGCGCAAGGCCUUGAAGGACAUUUCCAUCUGGGUUGACGCCAAUUGUAUCAAUCAAGACAACGUCACAGAGCGUAAUGAACAGGUGGGCCAGAUGGGCCGCAUAUACAGAAGUACAAAGGUUCUCAUAUACCUCGGACCAGAGACUGCGCCUGCAGGCAAUGAGCUUCCUACUGUCACUUCAGCUGCGAGUGUCGAACGUAACACGACGCCGACUCCCCCAGACGCAUUAUUACACAGCCGCUCUGAGGCAGCUGUAUAG
Molecule: messenger RNA, 309 nt
Organism: Fulvia fulva
Lineage: Eukaryota; Fungi; Ascomycota; Dothideomycetes; Mycosphaerellales; Mycosphaerellaceae
Exons: 1
Coding region: 1-309 (102 amino acids)
Source: RefSeq, a predicted model, not a curated record